ACACGGGGCGUAAAAGCAUGCAAAAUAAAUGUAGGUGACAAUAUUCGCGGUUGCUUCGCGGUUUUUACGCAAGUGUUAAAGGUAGGAAAGGUAGAUCUAAAAAACAAAAAGUGCUAGUGAAAUAAAAUUUAAAAGAAUAUCGUUUUUUUUGUGUUUUGUUUCUACUUCAAAAUGGACCUGGUGCUGUAUCUCGGUGCUUUUGUUAUUUUGUUUCUUUUGUGGAUCUGGAUUAAAGGGCUAGAUUAUGUUAUAAUUCACCAGCGGUGGAUAUUUGUUUGUCUAUUCCUUCUGCCCUUGUCCGUGGUGUUUGAUGCCUACUACUAUGUACGAGCCUGGAUCAUCUUUAAGAUGUGCUCAGCGCCAAAGCUGCACAACCAGCGGGUCCGAGACAUCCAGAGACAGGUUCGUGAGUGGAGACAGGAGGGAGGAAAGGCAUAUAUGUGCACAGGACGUCCCGGCUGGCUGACCGUGUCUCUGAGGGUGGGGAAAUAUAAGAAGACGCACAAGAAUAUAAAAAUCAAUAUGAUGGACAUCCUAGAGGUGGACACAGAGAGACAGGUGGUACGUGUGGAGCCCCUGGUAAAUAUGGGUCAGGUGACAGCCCUGUUGAAUUCCAUUGGCUGGACGCUGCCUGUGUUGCCCGAGCUUGAUGAUCUUACAGUAGGGGGUUUGGUAAUGGGCACAGGGAUCGAGUCCUCAUCUCAUAUUUAUGGCCUGUUCCAACACAUCUGUGUGGCAUUUGAGCUGGUGCUGGCAGAUGGCAGUCUGGUUCGCUGCACUGAGAAAGAGAACUCGGAGCUGUUCUAUUCAGUCCCGUGGUCCUGUGGAACCCUGGGCUUCUUGGUGGCAGCUGAGAUUCGGAUUAUUCCCGCUCGGCAGUGGGUGAAGCUGCGCUACAGGGCCGUACGGGGUUUGGAUGCCAUCUGCAAGGUGUUUGCAGAGGAGUCUGCUAACAAAGAGAACCACUUUGUGGAGGGGCUGCAGUAUAGCUUGAACGAGGCUGUUAUUAUGACCGGCGUUAUGACUGACCACGCUGAGCCUGACAAGAUCAAUCGCAUUGGUCACUACUACAAGCCCUGGUUCUUUAAGCAUGUGGAGAAUUACUUGAAGGAAGAUGGAACUGGUGUGGAGUACAUCCCACUCAGACACUACUACCACAGGCACACACGAAGCAUCUUCUGGGAGCUACAGGACAUCAUUCCAUUUGGGAAUAACCCGCUCUUCAGGUAUUUAUUUGGCUGGAUGGUUCCUCCUAAGAUCUCCCUGCUGAAGCUGACUCAGGGUGAGACCAUCCGCCGGCUUUACGAGCAGCAUCACGUGGUUCAGGACAUGCUGGUGCCCAUGAAGCACAUGCACACGGCUAUCUCGCAGUUCCACCACAACAUUCAUGUGUAUCCCUUAUGGCUUUGCCCAUUCAUGUUGUCCAAACGGCCAGGCAUGGUGCAUCCUAAAGGAGAUGAGGAUGAGCUCUAUGUGGACAUUGGGGCGUAUGGAGAGCCCAAAGUUAAACACUUCGAGGCACGAGCUUCCACACGUCAGCUUGAGAAGUUUGUCCGAGAUGUAAACGGUUUCCAGAUGCUGUAUGCUGAUGUGUACAUGGAACAAGAAGAAUUCUGGAAAAUGUUUGAUGGCACGCUUUAUCAUAAACUAAGGAAGGAGCUGAACUGUGAGCAGGCAUUUCCUGAAGUGUACAACAAAAUCUGCAAAGCUGCAAGACUCUAAAUUCAAUCCUGAUUGAUAUACAGGAAAAAGUGAAAUAAAUGAAAGAUCUUGAAAAGGCAAACAGCUAUGGGCAAUAGUACCGUAAUAUAUAUACGCUCGCUGGUCACUCCAUUAGGUACACCUUGCCAGGAGUGGGAUGGAACCGCUUUUGCCUUCAAAACUGCAUUAAUUAUUUGUGGCAUAGAUUCAAUUUUUGAGAUUUAUUGACAUGGGGCAUCACGCAAUUGCUGUAGACCUUCUUGCAAAUCUCUCGCUCCACCUUGAGAGAGAAAGGUGCUUUAUUAGACUGAGAUCUGGUGACUGUAGGGGCCAUUUCAGUACAGUUAACUCACUGGCAUGCUCAAGAAACCAGUUUUAAGAUGAUUUUAGCUUUGUGAUAUGGAACAUUAUUCUGUGAUCAUAAAGAGAUGUUCAGGACCAACACUCAGGUCAACAUCCUUACACUGUCAGACUGAACCGUUGGUAAAAGGCAGGAUGGGUCCAUGCUUUCAUGGUGUUUACACCUAAUUCUAACCCUGCUAUCCGAAUGUGAAAAUUGUAGCCUCAGUUUUCUAUUCUUAGCUGAGAGGAGUGGCACUCGAUGUGGUCUUCUGCUGCUGCAGACCGUCUGCUUCAUGGUUUGAUGUGUUGUGCAUUCAGAGAUGCUCUACAUCAUACUUCUCUUGUAAUGAGAUGUUAUUUGAGUUAUUAUUACCUUUCUAUCAGCUCCAAACAGUCUGGCCAUUCUCGUCUGACCUCUGCCAUCAACAAGGCAUUUCCGCUCACUGGAUAUUUUCUCUUUUUCAGACCACUCUCUGUAAACCCUAGAGAUGAUAGUGUGUGAGAAUCCCAGUAGAUCUUUAUUUUCGGAAAUUCCCAGUCCAGCCCACUUGGCGCCAACAACCAUGCCCACGUUCAAAGUCACUUAAAUCACCUUUCUUACCCAUUCUGAUGCUCAGUUUGAACUUCCAUGUCUAUAUGCCAAGUGCAUUGAGUUCCUGCCAUGUGAUUGGCUGAUUGAAAGGUGUACCUAAUGAUGUGGCCGGUGUUCAUACAGUAUAUAUAUAUAUAUAUAUAUAAAACAUACUUUUUGAGCCUUGUUACAUUUAAAUCUAUUUUUGAUAAAGAAUAUAAAGGAAAUCAGUUAAUUAUGUUUGGGGACAUGUACCUUAUCUUUACUGCAUAUUAUAGUUGUACAGUAUUUUGUCAAUAUGGUAUAUUUUAAUUUCUCCAGGGUAAUUUUUAUAUUAAAUCUUUCUUUAAACUCUGGGAAAAUAAUUGUCCAAAUAAGUCUUGGAUUGCAAAAGCAACUUCGUAAUUUUGUUAACUUGGUAUGAAUGUUUUUCCACUGUAUCACCACUCAUGUACCACUUGAGGAAAUUUACAUUUACUGUAUUCCUUUAAGCUUUAUAGCUGUAAACAAUUUUUUCCUUCACUUUCACUGUCAUUUUUAGAUGUUCUAAAUAAAAAGUUGUCGGGUUAA
Molecule: messenger RNA, 3184 nt
Organism: Clarias gariepinus (North African catfish)
Lineage: Eukaryota; Metazoa; Chordata; Actinopteri; Siluriformes; Clariidae
Gene: dhcr24
Product: 24-dehydrocholesterol reductase
Exons: 9
Coding region: 172-1722 (516 amino acids)
Biological process (GO): steroid metabolic process
Cellular component (GO): cytoplasm; membrane
Molecular function (GO): Delta24(24-1) sterol reductase activity; FAD binding
Source: RefSeq, a predicted model, not a curated record